UAUCAGUAUCAGGACACAUUAUUUUAUAACCUGUUUGAACGUGUUAAGGAUCUGGUUUUCCUCUCCGCCCUUUUCUCCGAAAUUCUUUUUUAAUUUACUUCCAACUUACUCCUAUCUUCUUUCCAAGAAAACUCCAAACACUUCCAACCUAUCUCAUACAUUUCCAAUUACUCCAUUCUCCUCUUUUCGAGAUUCAUUUACUUGGUGUUCUUUAGAUUCCAAUCGGAAGUAGACAGUAGAGUUUUGAUAAUGGUGGAGAACGGACACCAACAGCCACCAGCUCCAGCGCCUCCGCCGCCCACCGUCCAGCAACCGCUAGGUGCCGCCAGAGGUCCUGCUUUCCCACCCGCCGAACAGCUUCUCCAGCUUAACUACUGCAUCCAUUCCAAUCCUUCAUGGGCCCAAACUGCAAUUCUGGCAUUCCAACACUACAUCGUUAUGCUUGGCAGUAUCGUCAUGAUCGCAUCCAUUCUCGUUCCUCAAAUGGGUGGUAGUCAUGGCGAUAAAGCGCGUGUAAUUCAAGUUUUGCUGUUUAUGUCGGGAAUAAAUACCCUUUUACAAGCAUUAUGUGGUACUCGGCUUCCUACAGUCAUGGGCCCAUCUUUUGCUUAUAUGUUAGCUGUGUUAUCAAUUAUAAAUGAUUUCAGAGAUGAAGAUUUCCCAUCCGAACAUGAGAGAUUUCUGCACACUAUGAGAGCGAUUCAAGGAUCAUUGAUCAUUUCAUCGUUCAUUAAUAUGCUUCUUGGAUUUAGCAGAGCAUGGGGAGAAUUCACAAAGCUACUUAGCCCUCUUAUUGUUGUUCCAUAUGUUUGUGUGGUUGGACUUGGAUUAUUUGGAAGGGGUUUUCCACAGCUUGCAACGUGCGUUGAGCUUGGGCUUCCUAUGCUUGUGUUUUUGGUUGUCUUUCAACAGUACAUGAAACACCUCCAUCCGUCUGCACACCCGGUUCUUGAGAGAUUUGCUUUGUUGUUCUGCAUUGGGCUCGUGUGGGCUUUUGCCGCCAUCUUAACCGCCGCCGGUGCGUAUAACAAUGUCCGUGAAAUAACCAAGCAGAGUUGUCGUACGGAUCGUUCCUUCCUUAUUUCAUCUGCUCCAUGGAUUAAGAUCCCGUAUCCGUUUCAAUGGGGUACACCUAUAUUCAGAGCUAGCCAUGUUUUUGGAAUGAUGGGAGCUGCUCUUGUUACAACUGUAGAGUCAACUGGAACGUUUAUUGCUGCUUCACGUUUUGCGGGUGCAACACCACCUCCAGCACAUGUUCUGAGUCGAAGCAUUGGUCUACAGGGUGUUGGUCAACUGCUUGAUGGGAUAUUUGGUUCAAUUGUUGGCACUAAUGCAUCCGUUGAGAAUGUUGGACUUCUUGCUCUAACACACGUUGGGAGUCGAAGAGUGGUUCAAAUAUCUACUGUGUUCAUGUUCUUCUUCGCCAUAUUUGGAAAAUUCGGAGCCUUCUUCGCAUCAAUUCCUCUUCCAAUAUUCGCAGCGAUUUACUGUGUCCUCUAUGGCCUUGUAGCUGCGGUUGGAGUUACGUUUAUUCAAUUUACAAAUAAUAAUUCAAUGAGGAAUAUAUACAUAAUGGGAUUGGCAUUGUUUUUGGGGAUAUCAAUUCCCCAAUACUUUGUGAUGAACACUAAUGGUGGAAGUGGCCAUGGACCCGUGCACACUGGUGGUGGAUGGUUUAAUGAUAUAUUGAACACCAUAUUUGCUUCGGGUCCAAUGGUGGCAUUGAUAAUUGGGACUUUGCUAGACAAUACACUAGAUGCCCAUAAUACACAUGAUGAGAGAGGGGUACCAUGGUGGGCCCCAUUCCAACACAAGAAAGGUGAUAGUAGAAAUGAUGAGUUUUAUAGUUUUCCCAUUAGGAUUAGUGAUCGUAUUCCUACGAGGUUUCUUUAGAGAGAUUACUUUUGUUAAAUAUAAGUGAUUGUUGAAAUUCAAGAUCCAUGAACCAAAGGGUGACUUUUGUAUGUUUUUAUUGGUUUUUUCAUCAUUUAGUAUAGUAGAGUUCUUUUUGGUUGUUUAA
Lactuca sativa (garden lettuce) is the source of this 2020-nucleotide messenger RNA. Its product is annotated as nucleobase-ascorbate transporter 3. Gene Ontology annotation, biological process: transmembrane transport. Gene Ontology annotation, cellular component: membrane. The record is from RefSeq and is a predicted model, not a curated record. NCBI's taxonomy places the organism in Eukaryota, Viridiplantae, Streptophyta, Magnoliopsida, Asterales, Asteraceae. Gene Ontology annotation, molecular function: transmembrane transporter activity.